AUGCGAGGCCCGACUAUCAUCAAAGCAGAGGAUGACAAGACCAGAAGUCUGAAUAAGCACACCCUUAUGGCUUUCUCUGGAGAGGCAGGAGACACCAUUCAAUUCGCCGAUUACAUCCAAGCAAACGUUCAACUGUAUACGAUGCGCAAUGACACCGAGCUCAGCACCCCUGCUGUAGGCAAUUUCAUCCGAGGAGAGUUGGCCCGCAGCUUGCGAUCACGAAGCCCGUACACAGUCAACCUGUUGCUGGGUGGUGUGGACCCUGCUACAGAGAAGCCUCACUUGUACUGGAUCGACUAUUUGGCUUCGUUGGCCCCUGUACCAUAUGCCGCCCAUGGUUAUGCCCAAUACUACUGCCUUUCUCUCCUCGACAAACAUCACAACCCUAACAUUUCCCUCGAAGAAGGCAUGAAACUCCUUGAAAUGUGCACAGAUGAGCUCAAGCGUCGGCUACCAAUUGACUACAAGGGGGUACUGGUGAAGGUGGUGACAAAGGAUGGCGUGAAAGAGGUAGACUUUGAUAACGACAGGAUCGCUCGGGCUGCGUAA
Molecule: messenger RNA, 549 nt
Organism: Penicillium pulvis
Lineage: Eukaryota; Fungi; Ascomycota; Eurotiomycetes; Eurotiales; Aspergillaceae
Gene: pre1
Product: proteasome core particle subunit beta 4
Exons: 4
Coding region: 1-549 (182 amino acids)
Biological process (GO): proteasomal protein catabolic process
Cellular component (GO): cytosol; proteasome core complex, beta-subunit complex; proteasome core complex
Molecular function (GO): peptidase activity
Source: RefSeq, a predicted model, not a curated record